Messenger RNA from Corythoichthys intestinalis (scribbled pipefish), 1050 nucleotides. RefSeq names its product CD209 antigen-like protein C. The coding region runs from base 34 to 939 and encodes 301 amino acids. The record is from RefSeq and is a predicted model, not a curated record. NCBI's taxonomy places the organism in Eukaryota, Metazoa, Chordata, Actinopteri, Syngnathiformes, Syngnathidae. The transcript has 6 exons. Gene Ontology annotation, molecular function: signaling receptor activity.
UACUCCCUUCAGCAGGCUCUCGUAACAGUCAAAAUGGAGGAGAGCGCCUACAACAAACUGAUUCAUCAGGAGGACUUAAGCGCGGACGAGCCGGCACUCCGCUUAAAUCAGGAGAAACCACAAGUCUCCUUAUCGUUGGUGUGGCCUGCAUCUACUUGGACCUCUCGCAGGGUGAUUGAAAUCAUUCUGGCUGCACUUGCUGCUGUCCUGCUAGCUGUGGAUAUUGGCUUAGGAGUCUAUUACAAAAACUUGACGGACGAGUCUCGGGCAGUGAUGAGCAUCAGCCGCGAGGUGGCCGAACUGAACGCCGCUCACGAGGCCGCCACAAUGAUACAAGAGGAAGCCCAAAUGCGUUUGAAACAAGAGAUUACAAAGCAGCAAGUGAUCAAGUGGCAGGUGGAGUACCAGGUUAAAAGAAACGGAGAAUACAAGAAGCUGGCAGACAAACUCCAAAGGGACAUUGCGGCCUUAAAAUCUCACAUACCCACAAUAAGGGAGAGCUGCAGACACUGUUUACCAAGAUGGACUUUAGUCGACUCGGCGUGUUUUUUCCUAAGCUUCUCUGAAAUAUACUCUAGCAGAUCAUGGCAGGAGGCCAGGGAUUUUUGCAAAAAACAUGGCAGCGACCUGGCUGUGGUAGAUACCUUUGAGAAGCAGCUGAAAUUAAAUCAGCUGAUUAAUAUUCAUCAUCAAGACCUAUCCAGAUCCAUUUCGCAGAGCGGCUUCUGGAUUGGAUUGAGAGAUGUGGACAGCGAAGCUGUUUGGAAGUGGCUGGACGGAACUAAACUGAGUGAAGGCUUCUGGAAUGAUGGUGAGCCCAAUAACUCGGGUAAUGAGGACUGUGCAGCCACCUACCCAAGAAGCAACCCCUUUAAGGGCUGGAAUGAUGCUCCGUGCACUUACAAUCUGAAAUGGAUUUGUGAAAUGUCUGCCAGUUAGCGCAAUAUGAACGCCAAAACACAAGGAUCGUUACGACAGACAGAAUGAGAUUUAUUAAGCAACUACAAAAGAUAUAUAAACAAUUAAUAAAAUCUUUGUCUUUACAAAGUA